This is a messenger RNA of Schistocerca cancellata (South American locust), 462 nucleotides long. RefSeq names its product trypsin-1-like. The transcript has 3 exons. The record is from RefSeq and is a predicted model, not a curated record. NCBI's taxonomy places the organism in Eukaryota, Metazoa, Arthropoda, Insecta, Orthoptera, Acrididae. Gene Ontology annotation, biological process: proteolysis. The coding region runs from base 1 to 462 and encodes 153 amino acids. Gene Ontology annotation, molecular function: serine-type endopeptidase activity.
AUGAGGCAUCUCCUUCUGCUGCAGGUGUCCGUGUGGUACCGCGGGGCCUUCAACUGUGGCGGCUCGCUGCUCAGUUCCAGCUGGGUGCUCAGCGCAGCUCACUGCAUGGCGGGAGAGGGAGCAGUGCUUGAGGACUGUGUGUUCCAGCUGGAGUCACCGCUGGAACUGGGCGCUGAACUGCGUCCUGUCUCGCUACCGGGUCCCCAGCAGGCAGUCAGCGCCGGCACCUCUGCGCUCGUCAUGGGAUGGGGCUACGCAUACAGGUUUCAGAUCUUGAAGAGAUUGUUGCAGCUGAUGCCAGUGUUACUGCAGACCAACAGCGGCGUGGUGAUGGGCCGGCUGCAGGUGGCCGAGGUGGCCGUGUACUCGCGCAGUGACUGCAACCGCGCCCUGGACGGCGCGCUCACCUCUAUCAACCUCUGCGCCGGCGCCCCAGAGGGCGGCAGGGGCAGUGCACGGUGA